AUGGCGCCCAAUCCUUCCUCCUCGGCGCGCCAACCGCUUAAAAUCCUGAUGCUCCACGGCUAUACACAGUCCGGCUCGCUGUUCCACGCAAAAAGCCGUGCCUUGAUCAAGCACAUCCAAAAGGCCUUCCCUUUGCAUGAAGUUACCGCCAAUUACCCGACUGGUCCCUUGCGUCUAAAACCCAGCGACAUCCCCGGCUACGUGCCGUCCGAAACCACCGAACCGGAGGAGAUCGAAGCAUACGGAUGGUUCCGCCGGUCCAACACCGCCAAUCCGCCCAUGUACCAGGGCCUUGAAGACGGCUUUGCCGCCGUCGCCAAAGUGCUCUCCGAAGAAGGGCCCUUCGACGGCGUAAUCGGGUUCUCGCAGGGCGCUGCGAUGGCCGGUAUGGUUGCGGCGUUGCUCGAGCCCGCGCGGAAGGAGGCCUUUGCCAAGUUCGAGAAGAUGGAGGCGGAGGGUGCGGCGGGGAUACCUUUUCCGGGUGCGUUUGCGGCUCCAGGGUUCCAGCACCCGCCGUUGAAGUUUGCAUUGGCAUAUAGCGGAUUCCGGUCGCCGGGUCCACGGUACAGAGGCUUCUAUGAGAGUCCGGCAGUGCAGACGCCCGUGCUACAUGUGCUGGGAUCCUUGGAUGCUGUCGUGGAGGAGUCGAGGAGUCGGGCAUUGAUUGAGGCAUGUGUGGGGGAGCCGGAGAAGGAUGGCUUUGUGGUUUGGCAUCCGGGUGGCCACUUCUUGCCUAGCCAGCGACCAUAUCUAGAUGCUGCGGUACGGUUUAUUCGGGAGCAAUUGGAACGGGGUGGUGAUAAAGGAAAGGCGGAAGAGGAGGAUGUUAAUGAUAUGGAUGUGCCAUUCUGA
Molecule: messenger RNA, 852 nt
Organism: Penicillium macrosclerotiorum
Lineage: Eukaryota; Fungi; Ascomycota; Eurotiomycetes; Eurotiales; Aspergillaceae
Product: alpha/beta hydrolase
Exons: 1
Coding region: 1-852 (283 amino acids)
Cellular component (GO): cytoplasm; nucleus
Source: RefSeq, a predicted model, not a curated record